AUGGGCACCACCCCGGCAGCGACGAUGACGAGGAAGUUGACCAAAAAAAUCAAGGCCUUGGCCAAGGAAAAUAUCCUAAUCGGAGACAAGAUUCGGGAUGCGCGUGUUGCCCACGCCGUUCUCCAGUACAACUCGCCGCUGAUCUAUCGCAACGAGUCCGGCGCGCUCAACGAGAACAUCGCCGACGUCUUCGGCAUCAUAGUGAAGCAGCUGUACGAGAACGAGGACGCCGAACACGCGGAUUGGCUGGUCGGCGAAGGCUGCUAG
Thermochaetoides thermophila DSM 1495 is the source of this 267-nucleotide messenger RNA. RefSeq lists its product as uncharacterized. Bases 1 to 267 code for a protein of 88 amino acids. Gene Ontology annotation, molecular function: metalloendopeptidase activity. NCBI's taxonomy places the organism in Eukaryota, Fungi, Ascomycota, Sordariomycetes, Sordariales, Chaetomiaceae. The transcript has 3 exons. The record is from RefSeq and is a predicted model, not a curated record.